CCAUGCCUCCCCCUUUAUGCCCCCUUAGGACCAGUCGCUGGGAAAUUGGCAGAUCAAGCGCCAGAAUGGAGAAGACGCACCCAUUUGCUACAGGUUCCCCCCCAAGUUCACCUUGAAGGCCGGCCAGCUGGUCACGAUCUGGGCUGCGGGUGCAGGCGUGUCCCACAACCCCCCCACGGACAUGGUCUGGAAGAACCAAAGCUCCUGGGGGUCCGGCGACAGCUUACGCACAGCACUGCUGACCUCCAGCGGGGAGGAGGGGGCCAUGCGGAAGCUGGUGCGCACGGUUGUUGUCAAUGAUGACGAUGAAGAGGAUGACGAGGAUGGCGCCACGGCCACCACCACCACAGCCACUGCAGUGCCAGCGGAGAUCCGGGCGAGUACAACCUGCGUUCUCGCACAGUGUUGUGUGGCACAUGUGGGCAGCCGGCAGAGAAGUCAUCCGGGGGCACGAAUGUGGGCACCAGCACCAUGUCCACCGGCUCCUCCUCCUCCAGCUUGACCAUCACGCGCAGCUACCGCAGUGGAGGCACCAACCUCGGGAGAGCC
Molecule: messenger RNA, 549 nt
Organism: Thamnophis elegans (Western terrestrial garter snake)
Lineage: Eukaryota; Metazoa; Chordata; Lepidosauria; Squamata; Natricidae
Product: lamin-A-like
Exons: 4
Coding region: 182-502 (106 amino acids)
Source: RefSeq, a predicted model, not a curated record